Molecule: messenger RNA, 4138 nt
Organism: Thamnophis elegans (Western terrestrial garter snake)
Lineage: Eukaryota; Metazoa; Chordata; Lepidosauria; Squamata; Natricidae
Gene: RAB15
Product: RAB15, member RAS oncogene family
Exons: 7
Coding region: 125-763 (212 amino acids)
Biological process (GO): Rab protein signal transduction
Molecular function (GO): GTP binding; GTPase activity
Source: RefSeq, a predicted model, not a curated record
CGCUCGCCUCUGGGGCUACCGCCGCCCCAGACCAAGAGACGCCGGGAGCGGGAGGCGCUCGGCUGGGAUGGCAGCCGGCGCAGCGCGGGGCUGAAGCCCGACCGGGCCCCACUCCCGCCCCGCCAUGGCCAAGCAAUACGACGUGCUCUUUCGCCUGCUGCUCAUCGGGGACUCCGGCGUGGGCAAGACCUGCUUGUUGUGCCGCUUCACCGACAACGAGUUCCACCCUUCGCACAUCUCCACCAUCGGAGUUGAUUUUAAAAUGAAGACUAUAGAAGUAGAUGGAAUUAAGGUCCGAAUCCAGAUCUGGGACACUGCAGGCCAGGAACGGUACCAAACUAUCACUAAGCAGUACUACAGACGUGCCCAGGGGAUAUUUUUGGUUUACGACAUUAGCAGUGAGCGCUCAUAUCAGCACAUAAUGAAAUGGGCCAGCGAUGUGGACGAAUAUGCUCCAGACGGUGUCCAGAAGAUCCUCAUUGGGAAUAAAGCAGAUGAGGAGCAGAAGAGGCAGGUGGGCCGAGAGCAAGGCCUCCAGCUAGCUAAGGAAUAUGGCAUGGAUUUCUAUGAAACAAGUGCCUGUACCAACUUGAACAUCAAAGAGUCUUUCACCCGUCUGACGGAGCUGGUCCUGCAGGCUCAUAAGAAGGAGCUGGAUGGACUCCGCACUUAUGCAGCCGAUGAACUGAAUGUGGUCGAGCUGGAAGAAGAAGCAAGCAAGCCGGAGGGCUCAGAGCACUCUCCCAAAACCUGCUGGUGUUGAAAGCCUCCCAGCGUCCUUUCCCCCCACACCCCCAGUGCAGGUAGAAAAGUUGCCACUUAGAGAGGGCUGACUCGCUGUACUCUACCCCUCUUGUCUUUGGUUGCCAGUUUGCCCGCCAUCUGCCCUGUGGGAUCCUCUUUGCAUUUCCUGGUGUUUUUCCUUGAUCGGUGGUUUCUGUUGCCCUCAAACUCCCUGGAUCCAAAUAUCUUCAGAUGGCUCACAAUAGGCAGAACAUGAUCCUGCUGCCUUCGUGGGAGAGCUGUGGUUAGCAGACACAGCCGAGGCUUGUCCAAUAAUUCAUCAGACUCCAGAUUCUCUGAAGUCUUGCCUAUAUCUGUGGGCAACCUGCUUGGGGCUAGGCCUGCUCCCUAAGAAUGGGAGGAGGAGGAGCCUCUCUGUCCUCCAGCCACAUCUUCUAUAGCAAGCCUGUAGAUGGCUUUUUUCCUCCACGUGCUUUGCCAUCUCCUUUCUGGGUUUGUCCAAAUGCUUGUGUAGCAUUGCACACGGGCUCGGGGCUCGGGGCUUUCCAGCUGCUUUAGGUGCAGCUUUCUUAUUUCUCCUACUGGGUUCCCUGAAAUUAAUCUCCGCACAAAACAAACAAAAGACCUCUUGUUCUGCUAGGUUGCAGCUUUGGGAAUAAGAAUCUCUCCCUAGAGAAAAGGGACCCUAUGUGUAAAUUUGCACCUUUUUAGCUGUUCAUAAGGUUUGCCUCUUCCCAGGCUAGAUUUCCAUUCUAGACUACAUUAGAGCCCACUGUUAAAGGGCAAUCAGGAAGACCCUUUUCUGUGAUUAACUCCAAAACUACAGGAAACUUUCCAUUCUGUGUAUUUUUGGAGGACCUCAGUUAAUCAGGUAUUAUCGACUUAAAUCUUAAUAUCUCCGGACCAGCAGAAAUUCCACUCUCUGUGGCCUGUGUCCAGAUGUGGCUUUGAUUGCCUCCUUUGAUUGAUAUCCCUGGAGCUCUGAUCAAGGAACAAAUUUUGUAAUCUGUGCGUCAGAACUUUAUCGUUUCUUGCUUUCAAGGUCUAACUUGUAGGAAGCUUGCUCUAAACUCAUUUAUGUCCUCUGUUUAGAAUUUUCUCUGCAAGCUCUUGAAAUUUAGUCUAGUACAUUCAGAGGGCAAGGAGAUUUUUGCCAUGUGCCACUAACAUGUUAAGUUACAACAGACUAAAACCAGCCUCUCUGCAUGUUGCACCAGCAUUGCCCUCUUGUCUUGGCAUUUACUUGCUUGGUGGGGGGAAGCCUAACACAUUCAGUGGCAUGCCUGGUACUCUUAUAUGCCACCUGUUCCAGGGUAGCAGUUCUUUGCCAAAUCCAUGGAGCUGCUAAGAUACCUCUCUUAUAUAUGUACUAGCAAUGGACCAUAGCUGAUAUUCCACAAAGAGCAGUUGUUUACUGGAGGUUUUGGGUGAAUGUGGAAUGAUAGUUUGGGAGUCCUUCUUUACUUGGCCUUCAGCAUAUGACUUUAGCCAAAGCCGUUCAGUCCAUUCCAAAUGGAUAUUUUGGCAUUUGCUGCUAGAUAAACUGUCCCUUUCUAACAAAAGUUGGAUGAGAAAUGGAUCCAUAUUCCUUUGCUCUUUUCCUUCUUCUUUAUGGGGGAAGCAGUAUCAAAUAGUGAAAGAUAGGAACAGUGAGAAUGGCAUAGAGUGGAAAUAAUGUUAGUUGACAUGACAAGUCAACAACAAGGAACCCGAGUUCUAGAGAUUACUGAACAACAGUUUUAAGUAUCCCUGUUUAUGUCACCUGGGCAGGUUCCCGGAAGGUCAUAAAUCCCUCUCUCCAAUGUCUCCUGAAAGGUAGAGGGUGUUGAAACUCUGAAAAGCUUUCACAAGUGUUAUUUUGAAAUAGCUUGUUUGACCUUUUUCCUUGGGUUGGAUGGAUUUGAACUGGUAUCAAGCCAUUACAAUAAGUGGAAACACUGAUAUUCUACCCAACAGUGCCUGUUACUGGCACAAGGACUCUUGUGCUAUAGAUUGCUGAGGGAGACUACAAAUUUUACAGUUGCUGGUUUCAUAGGGGAAACUAUACUUCUUGCCAGAACUAGUUUGAUACUUGAGAAAUUGUAGUCACAGACAUACACAUAGCUAUUAAUUUAUUGUAGCUUUAUUGGGACCCAAAGUAUGUUGUAAAGGUCGGGUUGUAGUGAAGAGUCUGAGAACCUUUAAGUCUGUCAUGGGGUAGGAAAAAGGAAAAGACCGAAGAAAAUGGGACCGAAGAAGAAGCAUUGGUUUUAUUUAAUUUAUUUUGAUGUAUCUUUUUCAAAGCCCAAACAUAUUUGGGCUACUUCUUUGGAGCAUUAUUUGCUCUUGCUUGCUUUUGUCUGUAUAAUGAGUUUGAAAAGUUAAAUGAAGGCUAAAGGCCAGUUCAUAUGUGCUCACUGCCCAAGGCCUGAUGACUAUCCUUCCCUUGCCCAAUUCUUUCCUGCCUUGAUGGUGAACAGGUUUAUCCUUGGUGAGUACAAUUGGCAGUUUUUAAAGACUGCUUCCAAAUCUCUGCCAUAGAACAGUUAUGUGGCAUGACAUGUUUGAGAUAGGAAUAAAGCAAAGCAAAAACUACCUAUCUGGUUACUAAAAUAUAUGAAGCAGUCCCUGGUUCUUUAAAACUUGCAAUGCAUUACUUUCAAGAAAGCCUGAGUAAAAUUAUGAAGGAGAGGUAUGUCAUUGAAAGGAUCAGGCAGCUCUUCAAAUUGCCAAAGCUUUGAAGACGACCCAAAUUCUUCGAGCCCAUGUGGAAAUAAAAGCAUUGGUCCUUGGAGAGAUCCAUGGAAUGGCCCUACUAGCCUGUUCUGCCUGUUGCAAUUUAGCAUCAUGUUGAUAUGCUUGCUCUAUUUAGGAACUGAGAGCAUAGCUGCUGAUGCUGCUACCAAUGCACAAAAUUGACCCAUUAAAUUCUACAUGUUCAGAAAAUGAAACAAGGAGGAGCACACAAAGCUUUUUGCUCAUUGAUGGGAGUAGAUGAGUUCUCGUUAUCUAAACCUACAAGAGCCAGCUUGGUUGCCAAUCCUUGGUUUGGAAAACUGCAAUCUGAAUGGUUGACAACUUAAUGAAAGCAGCUCCCACUCGAUAUGAAUAUUGGGGGGAGGGGGCUAAUUAGAAUGAUGCUCUCUUGGGGUCACAAAAGUGAAUUUCAGGCCAGUACCUGAGAAGGGAAAUGGGCUGGUUUCUGAAAAAGGUAAAUGCUAUCCAGUAUUUGAGGCUCCUUCUGUCCUGCAAAUCAUGGACCAUAGCAAUUUCUCUGUCUGUAGCAGAAAGAGUUGCACAUAAUUUGUUGUGGGAUCCAACCAAAAGUACAACUUUCUGAAUCCUCUGCUGUGUCUGUACUUUGUGAACUUGGCACUCUGACUGGGUUUCCUUGUAUAACCUGUCAUUGUAAUUC